AGAAGGCAUGUGACCACCCUCAAAAAUAUUCUCAAGCUACAUGUCAAAGAUAAGGCAUGUGACUAUACUACAUGUCAAAGAGCCUAUAUGCUUAUGUAAAAGUAGAAGUACAAAACAGUCAGAAAUGGCAGCCAACAACCAGCAACAAGCUGAUAAGAGAAUAAUAGGAUUUGAUUGUGAGUUUGUGAAGCCACCACCUUCGGAAUACAUGCAGUCAGAGUGUCCAGUUUGUCUCCAGAUCAUUCGAGAGCCCCACCAGGUCACAUGCUGUGGAAAUAAAUUUUGCAAAGCUUGUAUUGAACACAUCAAAGCUAAUAAAAAGUCGUGCCCAACCUGCAACGAGAAAUUUUCAAGUUUUCCCGACAAAGGUUUGAAACGAUCGCUCUACAGCUUGAAAGUUCGAUGUAGCCACCAGAAAGACGGGUGUGAGUGGACGGGGGAACUGAGACAGCUUGACAAACACCUCAACACAGAUCCACUGCCAGAGAAACGGUUUGAAGGUUGUCAGUUUGUUGAGAUUAAUUGCAUUUGUAAUUGCGGGGACCAACUGCAACGAAGGUACAUUCUAAACCACCAAAUUAAGGAUUGCCCCAAACGUCCAUUCGGUUGUGAGCACUGCCAUGACUACAAGUCUACCUAUGAUGAUGUCUCCAACAACCACUGGCCUGUGUGUGGGUCCUUCCCUGUCCCCUGCCCUAACCAGUGUGGUUCAACUAUCCAACGUCAGAAUAUAGACAGUCAUGUUGCCGAUGAGUGCCCCCUGACCCCCAUCAACUGUGACUUCCACAACGUAUGCUGUGCUGUGAAACUUCCUCGACAAGACAUGCCAGAACACCAGAGAGAGAACCUACUCUCACACAUCUCUCUAUUAGCCACCAGUCAUGCCAAGCAACAAACUGAGACUACACAACAAAGAGAAGAAAUCACCAAGCAACAAGACAAAAUAGCAAACUUGGUAGAUGAAAAUGAUAAACAAAAAAAUUUUUAUAAGACGAACUUAAUUGCACUACAGACCAAAGUUACCACGUUAGAGCAAGAAAAACAAUUGUUGACUACUAAUGCAGGCAAGCAACAAGCUGACAUUGCUAGUUUAGUAGAAGAGAAAAAACAGAUGAAGAUAAAAAUUGCCGAGUUGGCGCAAUUGCUCACGCCCUAUGUUCAGCUUGCACCAUGUACCACCAUACCUCUUGGUCCCCCUGUCCUUACAAUGACCCACUUUCAACAGCACAAGAGAGAUGACGACACUUGGUGCUCUCCUCCAGUCUACACCCACUAUCAGGGCUACAAGAUCUGUCUCUAUGUGUACGCUAACGGCAUAAACACUGCUAAAGGAACACACGUCUCUGUGUACAUGCGCUUGAUGAGAGGAGAGUUUGAUGAUUCUCUGAAAUGGCCGUUUUGUGGUGCUAUUUCAUAUCAACUACUGGACCAGGUCGAUGGCGAGGAUCAUAAAACACACACAACCACCUAUAAUAACAAAACACCUAACAUGUACUGUGCCAGAGUGACAGAGGGAGAGAGGUCAGGAGGGUUUGGAUCCCCAAAGUUUAUUGCUCACACUGAACUGGAGCCCAAGUAUUUACGAAACGACACCCUUCUCUUCCAAAUACACAAAGUAGAACUGAAGUAGUUGCUUAAUUAGGAGAGUGCAUGAUAAUUAUUGAUAAAUGGAUGUGUAUGUACUAGCCAUAAUUUAUCUUUGUACUAUUUAGUUUGUACACAUCAUUAUUGUUUGCUAACAAAUUUACUUGCAAAAUUUAUGGUAUUAGUGUCA
Molecule: messenger RNA, 1774 nt
Organism: Halichondria panicea
Lineage: Eukaryota; Metazoa; Porifera; Demospongiae; Suberitida; Halichondriidae
Product: TNF receptor-associated factor 4-like
Exons: 1
Coding region: 41-1630 (529 amino acids)
Biological process (GO): signal transduction; regulation of apoptotic process
Molecular function (GO): protein binding; zinc ion binding
Source: RefSeq, a predicted model, not a curated record